Porites evermanni is the source of this 1559-nucleotide messenger RNA. Lineage: Eukaryota; Metazoa; Cnidaria; Anthozoa; Scleractinia; Poritidae. The record is from the annotation of a GenBank genome assembly.
AUGGAUUCAGAGAUAUACGACAUUGCAAGAGGGUUGUAUGAUUCCAAAGUUAACAUAAAAAGGCCACCAAGUGCGGCCCAACACAGUGUUUACACAACCAGUUUUAGGGGGCCCCCGCCUUGUCUCCCCCAAGUUCAUGCAAAAGAAAAGAAAAGAAGACCUUAUAGUGCAAAGGGGAGGAUAACAUCAGACACAUCAGAAGUAGUAGGCAAACCAAGAUUGCCUUGGAGACCAUUCUCUGGACAUGCUGCCCUCAAUCGACCCACUUUCUUGGCGGACGAUGAUUGUGACACCAAUGUCAACAAGAAGGUGACCAAGAAGGUACAAUUAAUAAAUAUCAACACUGCUUCACAGGAGCAAGAGCCUCUCAGUGACUUAACAGCGUUACCAAAAGUAUAUCAUAACAGGUCUUUACCUAAAAGUCUUUUGAGUCUGAGUCAGUGGCUUACAGAUGAUAUUCCUGAUGACUGGCCCUCUUGCUAUCAGCCGCAACACAGUUUUGUGUUUCUUCCUUGUGUUACUGCAGGAGAGUGUGAUGGUUUGCCUGGUGUUCCACCAGUUCAGCAACCCGAGGAUUCGCUGAUAUACAAUCCUGCACCGCAACNAAAGAAGACCUUAUAGUGCAAAGGGGAGGAUAACAUCAGACACAUCAGAAGUAGUAGGCAAACCAAGAUUGCCUUGGAGACCAUUCUCUGGACAUGCUGCCCUCAAUCGACCCACUUUCUUGGCGGACGAUGAUUGUGACACCAAUGUCAACAAGAAGGUGACCAAGAAGGUACAAUUAAUAAAUAUCAACACUGCUUCACAGGAGCAAGAGCCUCUCAGUGACUUAACAGCGUUACCAAAAGUAUAUCAUAACAGGUCUUUACCUAAAAGUCUUUUGAGUCUGAGUCAGUGGCUUACAGAUGAUAUUCCUGAUGACUGGCCCUCUUGCUAUCAGCCGCAACACAGUUUUGUGUUUCUUCCUUGUGUUACUGCAGGAGAGUGUGAUGGUUUGCCUGGUGUUCCACCAGUUCAGCAACCCGAGGAUUCGCUGAUAUACAAUCCUGCACCGCAACUUAAAAAAUAUAAGCCUCCAAAACCAAGAUUUAAACACUUGUAUGAUGGUGAAGCCAAAGAAAGAAAACAAUGUUGUCAUAAGGGUUCCAGGCUCAACCAGGGACCUUCACAUGCAGUUAGUGUGAUUGAUGAUAGAUAUAAGGGAAUGCGGACAGUAGAUAUCAUUAGACAAGAGAUUGAGGACCUUGAAAGACUUUUGGAGGGAAUUGGAAACCCGACAGGUUCAUCUGUAGUGGUUCGAUAUCAGCAUGAUAUCAAUCAUCUAAGGAACAUGCUUCAGACAACCCUUGAUGGGUGUGAAUUAGAUGAUAGUACCCCACAGUGUUUGACUCCAGUGGCUGUGUGUUUCCAAGAAGAUCUGAUUAGGUAUCCCGACCAACAUGAACAGAUUUUUAAAACUAUAAAGCAACGUAGAGAUCAGUGUGUUCAAGAGCUAGCAGAUAUUGAGCAUGAGAUCAUGGAAAAUGAUACUUGAUUGAUACCACUUUACUAUGCAUGGC